Molecule: messenger RNA, 339 nt
Organism: Phycomyces blakesleeanus NRRL 1555(-)
Lineage: Eukaryota; Fungi; Mucoromycota; Mucoromycetes; Mucorales; Phycomycetaceae
Exons: 5
Coding region: 1-339 (112 amino acids)
Source: RefSeq, a predicted model, not a curated record
AUGAAAAACCAAUUGCGUCUGUGCGCAAAGAAAGGAUUAGACAAAUCAAAGAUUCGAGCCCAAGAGACCUUUAUCUUGAACUUUGGGAUCAAAAGCACUGACUUCAAUCCGUUCUUUCCGACCUUUUCCACGUCUAAUGGGCGCUCACUCCUACAAGUACGCACCUUAAUGGGUUAUCUUAUUCCCCAUCAUUUGCAAGCUGCGAUUAUAGCCAUCAUUGUCAACUUCACUUUGGAAAUCAUUACAGCUAGCAUGGUAGCGGAUAAACCAACCUGUGCCAUUUGCAUAGACUUUCCCCUGUUUGUUAUUUUCUCCUUUCCACUCCCAACUACCUCGUAA